Molecule: messenger RNA, 1110 nt
Organism: Brienomyrus brachyistius
Lineage: Eukaryota; Metazoa; Chordata; Actinopteri; Osteoglossiformes; Mormyridae
Product: stonustoxin subunit beta-like
Exons: 3
Coding region: 255-806 (183 amino acids)
Molecular function (GO): protein binding
Source: RefSeq, a predicted model, not a curated record
GCGUCGCGUCGGCGCGCUGCUGGAGAGAGCCUAUUAGUUUAACACGCGCGUCAUUUCGGCGCGUCUUCCCGCCGGCGUCGCGCGGGCGACCAACAUUUCCUGAGGUAAUUCACAUAUUUGACUUUUUAUAUUUUAUGUAUCGUACAGAAUAAUAGAGCGCAGGCUAAAGUGCAGUUCGGCCCCAGCGAGUCUCUCAGCGCGGCGUGUCUCACAGCGCAGGGGGCAGCCGGAGCGCCGCAGACUCGGGCGGCUACAUGAGUAUAUUGGGAAUAAAAUACUCCUGCCAGCUGACGCUGGACCCCAACACAGCAAACAGAGAAGUGUCUCUGUCAGGGGGGGACAGGAAGGUGACAGGGGGGGCAGAGCAGCCAUAUCCUGAUCAUCCAGAGAGAUUUGACAGCUGGAGCCAAGUUCUGUGCAGAGAGAGUCUGACUGGUCGCUGUUACUGGGAGGCUGAGUGGGAUGGAGAUGCUGCCUGCAUAGGAGUGACUUAUAAAGGGAUCGGGAGGAAAGGAGGGAGUGACUGUGGGCUUGGAGCCAAUAACAAGUCAUGGAUGCUGUGCUGCUCUCCUCACAGACACUCUGUCCGGCGCAAUAAUAAAGAGACUCUUAUACCCAUAGAGCCCUCAGGCCCCCGCAGAGUAGGAGUGUAUCUGGACUGGGGGGCUGGUGCUCUGUCCUUCUACAGAGUCUCCUCUGAUGGACUGACCCCCCUGCACAGAUUCACCUCCUCAUUCACUGAGUCCCUCUAUCCAGGGUUUGGGGUUUAUCCAAACCCCCCCGUGUCGCUGUGCAUGCUGGGAUAGCUCACUGUGUGCUGGAGGAAUCAUUUUUACCGUAUCAGAGUCUCACAUGUCGCUGCUUCUCCGUGGCAAAAAGGUAAAAUCUCUGCUUUAUAACCAGUAUAACCCUUUUUACUCUGUCUGAAGUGUGACGUAUGUUAAUAAUUGGGUUCUGUAAGCUGAACAAACAUGUAGAAUGACUGUUUUUCUCUGACUUAUGUUCUAUGUUGUCUGUAAAUGCACCAAAACUGCCUAAACAAAUUCAUAGUACAUGCAGUUGUACCAAUGGAGUGAAUUCUGAUUCUGAAUAAAAUAAAAUGUAAUGAAA